AUGAAUACGACUGUCAGUUUGCUUCUCGCUUUGUUCGCAUUACUUCUAGCUGUCUCUGUUACAGCCACGGAAUCCGAAGAUGCCUUCCCAACGCCUAUGCCGUUAGAAUCAUUCAUGCCUCGUGUCAAAAGACAAUUUAUAUAUGGUGGAUAUCCCGGUGGUUAUGGAGGAUAUGGAGGUUACCCCUAUGGAUAUGGCGGAUAUGGAGUUGGUUAUCCAUAUGGAGGAUACUGGGGAUAA
This is a messenger RNA of Auanema sp. JU1783, 240 nucleotides long. The record is from the annotation of a GenBank genome assembly. NCBI's taxonomy places the organism in Eukaryota, Metazoa, Nematoda, Chromadorea, Rhabditida, Rhabditidae.